AUGAGCGCAUUUUUAUGUGGAGGAUGCGCAAAACCGAUCGCCAAUGAGGAUAUUUCAAAAAAAAAAGUCGUUUGGCUGCUGAAUCGUUUGUGGCAUUUUGAGCAUCUCAAAUGCAUUUUUUGCAAGGCGAAUUUGAAGGCGAAUCGCGUUUUUCAAUCCAAUGUCGAUCGAUUUGAGCCGUGCUGCUUUGAUUGCCAUAUGCAGACGAGGCAUCCAGCGUGUGCCGAAUGCUGCGAGCCGCUGUUCGAGUCCGGCUAUCGCGCCGUCGGUCGCUAUUUCCAUCGAAAGUGUUUCAAGUGUGUCGCCUGCUCGAAACCCGUCGCCAAAGGUGGUCGUUGUAUAUUUUGCCAUUUCUCCACCCUUUAG
Caenorhabditis bovis is the source of this 366-nucleotide messenger RNA. The record is from the annotation of a GenBank genome assembly. Lineage: Eukaryota; Metazoa; Nematoda; Chromadorea; Rhabditida; Rhabditidae.